AUGGCCCUAAAGAAGGUUGACUGGGCCAGAGGCGAUGCCUUUGACUUCCAGUUUGGUGCUGUUAUUCUGCGACUCAAAGAGGGACUGGACGUGUCCCAUAUCCAAGGACAAGUCAAGAAUGUGGGAUUAGAUAUAUAUUCUGUGUGUGUGUCUGUCUCCCUGCAGGGCUACAGAAGGCCAAACUUCAAAGAUCUGGCCACAGACCAGGCCCGGUACCAGCGCUGGCUGCUUAAGAAUGAGAGCAAGGCCUUCUACACACCGGUGUUCGCCGAGGACAUGAGGCAGGGCACGCAGUACCUGCUCCAGGCUGCUGGCCUGGGUCGCCUAAAGCCAAACACACUGGUGCUGGGCUUCAAGAACGACUGGAGGGACGGUGACAUGAUGAACGUGGAGACUUACAUCAGUAUGAUCCAGUAAGUUGACUUCAAAGAGACAUUGAACCCUGAGUGGAAAAGUUAGUUAUUGUAAUACAGCGGCUGUACUCGAAGUUCUCUACUAAAGA
Molecule: messenger RNA, 502 nt
Organism: Morone saxatilis (striped sea-bass)
Lineage: Eukaryota; Metazoa; Chordata; Actinopteri; Moronidae
Product: solute carrier family 12 member 2-like
Exons: 4
Coding region: 1-417 (138 amino acids)
Biological process (GO): cell volume homeostasis; potassium ion homeostasis; chloride ion homeostasis
Cellular component (GO): membrane
Molecular function (GO): ammonium channel activity; sodium:potassium:chloride symporter activity
Source: RefSeq, a predicted model, not a curated record